AUGAGGAGAAUGACAAGAGACAGAGAGAGAGAGAGUCAAAGAGAACUGACGCUUGUGCAUUACAUCGCACUGGGCGUAGGAGCGCCGGCGCUUGCAUACCAGGCCAGGGCGAAGAGCAUUGGCAAGCAGUCACCGGGCGGAAAGAUGGAGGAGAACAGGAGAAAGAAGAAGGUCUCUCCCUACGACCAGGCCAACUUCAUCUCCAGACUUUUCUUCUGGCAGCAGCUCUUGCGCAAUGCAGACGGUGACGCCGGCCUCCCUGCUGUCGUGUCACUGUAUUACGUGUGCUAA
Molecule: messenger RNA, 291 nt
Organism: Darwinula stevensoni
Lineage: Eukaryota; Metazoa; Arthropoda; Ostracoda; Podocopida; Darwinulidae
Source: the annotation of a GenBank genome assembly